GAGACGGCUGUAGGUCGGGAAAGGUGACCUCAUCAUGUAGGGGUCCGGUCACAGAGGGGUGUAGAGGUCACGCGUCAGACUUGUGAGCGUUUUUGACAUCAUGUCUGCUGCCUUGGGGUGAAAAAACAACAACAACCCUGCACGGAUGAACUGCUGUUAAGACCUGCGAAGGGGACGCCCAGCGGGUGAGAGGAGAAGCGUCCGUCGUGGAACGAGAUGGACACUGAGGAAAGGAGGGAGGGCGAACAGGAGUAAACCUUCCAAGGGGGCGUUCAUGGGUCCUCCAAACGGUUGAGAUGCUAUGUCCAGCAAAAACCUGGCGGAUUGUGACACAGAAGAUUUGACUGACUCUAGCACUGAAAAUUACUUCUAUUUUGAUUCAUGCAGUUUGUUUGAAAAAGAAAAAGGGAAAAAGAAAUUGCAUGGCAUAGUGCUUAUAUUGGAAAAUAGCCAAGCAAACAGUGCAAGUUUCUGCAAAGAGAAUCCUUUGCUGCAAGGAGAAAAAGUAGAGUGCACUAGUAAAUUGCAAGAGGAAUUAUCACUGGAAUCCAUAUUGUUUUUCAAAUGUAAGAAUUACCGGUAUAAUACAAAUGGCCAGUCACUGAAAUCUUUUUCAAGCAAAAUAGUUCCAUUCAUAUACAGUACCUCUCAUGGAGACUAUUUGUGUUUAAAUAAAGCAACCCCUCAACAGAUCCUUACUAAAAAUUCCACUGAAGGACAAAUCAUUUAUACAGUGAAAGAAGCGUGUGCUUUUGAUAAAUUCCAUCAGAAGCAGUCAUCAGAUGGUAACUCUCUACCUCAAAAGCAAAACAAAGCUGUGCAAGUUUCUUCUACAGAAAUAAAAAUAGAGGACAAUAUUUGCUAUAAAUCUUUCAAACAAUCACCAAUAUCUACUGAGAUAAAUAAAGACCUGAAGAAACUUAAAAACUUCCUUAGUUUUGAAAGUCACUUAGUAAGUAGCCAUUCAGAAUACUCCUCAGAAUAUUCUUAUCAAAUUAACAACCAAAUUACUGAGCAAAUCUGCUCACCUUCCAAUUCAGAAGAGUCUAUUUCGUUGACAUUGGAAGCAACUUAUGUAUAUCCAGACAGUUCAUUAGAUGAAGAUUCCCAGAGGCAUGCUUUAGCUUUUCAGUUUAAAGACUCUGAACAUAACCCACUGUUUAAGAAGUUGCAUCUUAUUAUAGUGCCACGAAAAGAGGCCAUACAUUUUAAAAAGCAGGGAGAACUUUCUCAAAUUCUAAUCGAUGAAGCCAAUUAUCUUCUAGCAACUCACUCAGAUCCACGAGAAUCUAGUUCUUCCAAUGAAUAUUCUGAUCAAGCAUUACCUACAUCAAAUCUUUGGUCCUCAUAUUCAUGCUUCCCACACUUCAAAUAUUCACAGGCAAAUCAGCUACCUAACUUUUUUCUUCAGUCAUCACCCCAAAAUCCAGUUAAAUCUGCUUUUCAAAAAAGAAAACUAGAAGUGUCCAAGCCUGUAAAAUCAGUUGUGUUUACCAAACAGAAAACAUUGCAAAGAGACCAAAAAUAUAAAAGUAAGCCAUCUAUCUUCUCCAAAUUUCAUUCAUUUAAAAGAUUGGACUUUGAACCUAUAGACAAAAAUAGAGUAAAAGAACAAUAUGUGUCUCUAAAUCAGACAUCUAAAUGCCAUUGCAGCCCAUUGCUUGACUUAACUGUUGAUUUGCAUUCUGAAGACAAAAAUUCUGAAAUUUUUUUAACUCGUGACAGAAGUUCUCACAAACAAACUCGAGUUGGCAAAGUCAUCCAUAGAUUUUCCUCUUGUUAUUUGCUAAGUCCUAAAAACAGUUUUGAAAGGCUUCACUAUAUUUCUCCAAUUAGAAAAAAAAAUCAUUUGAAGAUGCAAAACAUACUGAAUUAUUUUUUAGGCUGGACUGGCAGACAGAACAGAGAUGAAAAAUUUAAAGAGGAUAUUUCUCUGACUUCAAAGAUACAGGCAAAUGAUACUUUUAUUUCACAUAUGCCAGUUGACAAAAGGAGUUCAACUGUUCCACUUCAUCCACAUUCAGAUAAUUAUUCUGUUCCAUUUCCUACAACAUUAUCUUUUGUAGAUGAGAUGAGACAUUCACAUGUUCCUUCUCUGCAAACAGAGAGAAGGAGUCCUAGAGCAUUGCACAUUUUUCCAAAUGAAUGUAAGCAUUCAUCUGCUCCCUGUGUGGAAAUGAAGAGGGAUCUUUGGAGUCCUGUGGAAUCUUAUGGUAAAUACAGCACCUGCCAUUCCCCUUGUGAAAAUUCUAAAACACAACUGCUACCAAAUAAAUUAAAUGUGUGUAAUAAUAGAAGUAUGGAAAAACUGAACUUUGGAAUUAAUCAGAUAGCAGAUGGAAGUUUGGUCCUGAAGAAGUUUUCAGUGUGCUCCUGUGGAACUAUGUCACAAAGUGGUUUGUUUCCUAACAACAAUAUUUCAGAGUCGGGUAGAAGAAAAACUAGACCAACUCCAGAUAGUAAUUGGAAAGCUAAUAAGUCUGCCUCAAACAGAUGGAAUUCCACUGCAGGAACCUUCAACACAGAGAAAGUGUGCUGUGAUUGUCACCAUGUCUCUCCAACAUGUUCUUCGCACAAUUCAUGCAAACAGAAAGCUCCAAGAAACCAGGUUACUGAAGUAGCAUCUUUAUUUGAAAAUGGAUUUCCCAUAAGGAAUUUGAAAGAGGAUGUGAAAAAAAGUGAAACAGUGAAAAUAGGUGAAAGAAAAGUCAAAUUUCAUCUAGGUUCAGAUUUACAAGAGGCUGAUCUUUUAACCACACACAUUUCAUCACCAACUAAUGAAUGUCAUCAAAUACCAAAACAUUUCGUUUAUCAACCUGAAUGUUCAUGCUGCCAGACUGCUGUUAAAGAACAUCUCAGCACAUCAAAAGUGUCUAAUUAUCUUGGUUCAGAAAACCACAUGCCAAAGAACUAUCUCAAUAGAGAGAGUAUAUUUCUAGUGGAUCCUAAUCGGCAAAUUAAAAGGCAGUGUAAAUGUUCCCAUGAAAUCUCUCUCUUCAAGCCUGAGCAAAUUGAUGUAUAUUCAGGAAACAGAUCUGAGAUUUCAAAAAGGAAGGAUCCCAAACUUACCCAGGAGUCUUUGAAGUUUAAUCAUGGUUGGAAGAGAUCUGAACAAUGUAAAUACUGCCAAGAAAAAAAUUAAUGCAGUCAUUUGCAGUAAGAAAAAGAUUAUUUAAAAAUAAUGAAAUGUUGGUAAAUCUUGAUAUGAACUUCGGAGAAAAUCCAUUGAA
Pseudonaja textilis is the source of this 3230-nucleotide messenger RNA. The record is from RefSeq and is a predicted model, not a curated record. Lineage: Eukaryota; Metazoa; Chordata; Lepidosauria; Squamata; Elapidae.